Messenger RNA from Pelagomonas calceolata, 258 nucleotides. Lineage: Eukaryota; Pelagophyceae; Pelagomonadales; Pelagomonadaceae. The record is from the annotation of a GenBank genome assembly.
AUGCCCGUGGCGCGCCGUAGUCUCGGCGAGGGUCAUAUCACCACGCUCAGGUUAAGGUGGGUUUACGCGGAGGCGCUCUACAAGGACGACGACGCCACGCUCGACGAUCUCCGCGAGGCCGUAACGACGCUCGAGGACUCGGAACGGACCGCGCGGCGCGUGUUUGGCGGCGAACACCCGCUCGCAGCGGGAAUUGGGCUAUUCCUGAGUGAAGCGCGGGCCGCGCUCCGCGCCCGCGAAGCGCCGGCCGCCGCGUAA